Oryzias latipes (Japanese medaka) is the source of this 2578-nucleotide messenger RNA. It is a transcript of the gene chrnd, whose product is annotated as cholinergic receptor, nicotinic, delta (muscle). Lineage: Eukaryota; Metazoa; Chordata; Actinopteri; Beloniformes; Adrianichthyidae. Gene Ontology annotation, cellular component: postsynaptic membrane. Gene Ontology annotation, molecular function: acetylcholine-gated monoatomic cation-selective channel activity; transmembrane signaling receptor activity. The record is from RefSeq and is a predicted model, not a curated record. Gene Ontology annotation, biological process: monoatomic ion transmembrane transport.
UGUGCAUGUCACUCCUUGCCUCGGUCUGCAGUUGGGGGUGACGGACCUUGGAGCUGUGCAUAGCCAGGCAGUCAUGGGUUUUCAACAGGCAGGACUGAUUUCUGCUUUCCUGCUGACUCUGCUCUCAGCUGAGUGUUCAGGCAGGAAUGAGGAGGAACGUCUGAUAAACUACCUGUUCCUUGAGAAGAAAUACAACAAAGAGCUCCGGCCUGUCGAGCAACACGGGGACACCGUGGAUGUCUAUCUCGCCCUCACGCUCUCAAACCUCAUCUCUCUGAAAGAAGCAGAUGAGACGCUGCUCACCAAUGUGUGGAUUGAUCACACGUGGAUUGACUACAGGCUGUCCUGGAACGUGUCAGAGUUUGAUGGCAUUGACAUGCUCCGUCUGCCAUCCAACAUGGUGUGGCUGCCAGAGAUUGUCCUGGAAAACAACAAUGACGCCCAGUUUGAGGUGGCAUACUACAGCAACGUACUGGUGGAUCCCUCUGGACUCUGCUACUGGUUACCUCCAGCCAUCUUUCGAUCAUCAUGCUCUAUCAACGUCAACUAUUUUCCCUUUGACUGGCAGAACUGCACUCUGAAGUUCACGUCUUUAACCUACAAUGCCAAGGAGAUCAGGAUGCUGCUGAAAGAAGACGCAGAUGAAGAGAAUAAGUGGACGGUGGAGUGGAUCAUCAUCGACCCUGAAAGCUUCACUGAAAACGGUGAGUGGGAGAUCAUCCACCGGCCGGCCAAAAGAAACACCUACAAGCACAUUCCCAUGGAGAGCAACAAGCACCAGGACAUCACCUUCUACCUAGUCAUCAAGCGCAAACCUCUCUUCUACAUUGUCAACAUAAUCAUCCCCUGUGUGCUCAUCUCUUUCCUGGCUACAUUCGUCUACUACCUGCCAGCUGACAGUGGUGAGAAGAUGACCUUGUCCAUCUCGGUGCUGCUGGCUCAAUCUGUCUUCCUGCUGCUGAUUUCUCAAAGGCUCCCAGAGACGUCCAUGUCUGUCCCUCUCAUUGUCAAGUACUUGAUGUUCAUCAUGGUGCUCGUCACGGUGGUGGUGUUGAACUGUGUGGUCGUCCUCAACCUGCACUUCAGGACUCCGAGCACACACGUCAUGACUGGAUGGACCAAGAGGUUUUUCCUUGAGCGGCUGCCCCGAAUCUUGCACAUGUCCCAGCCGGCAGAGCCAGAGCCACAAUGGGAUGGAGCGUUGCCACGGCGAUCCAGCUCGGUGGGAUACAUUGCUGCAGCCGAUGAGUAUUACAGUGUGAAGUCCCGCAGUGAGCUGAUGUUUGAGAAGCAGUCAGAGAGGCACGGCCUCACCAAGAGACCCACGCACGCCGCAGUGGUGAAACCUCAGGAAGAUGGAGGUGUGACGGAUCAGUUGUAUGCAGAGAUCAAGCCAGCGUUGGAUGGAGCAAACUACAUCAUCAGACACAGACGCAACAAGAACGACUACAACGAGGAGAAGGACAACUGGAGUGGCAUCGCCCGCACGGUUGACCGCCUCUGCCUCUUCCUCGUCACCCCGGUCAUGACCAUUGGUACCAUCAUUAUCUUCCUCAUGGGAAUUUGCAAUCACCCUCCACAUCUUCCCUUCAAGGGAGACCCACAUGACUACAAGGAAGACAACCCUCGACUGGUGUAACACAACAUGAUUCAGCGCCGUUUUCCUCUCUGUGUUUGGGACUUUUCAUGCUGCAGUUGUGUGUGGCAGCUCAUCUAUGCUUAACUAGUUUGACUAUUUUGCCUUAUUACAAAUGUUGCAGUCAUGUUCAAUUCAAUCCAUCAAUUUACUUUCUAAAUCAGCUUUUGGGGGUCACAGGGCUGCUGGAGCCUAUCCCAGCUUCAGUUGUGUGACGGCAGGGUCUACACCCUAAGAAUGUGUUCAACUCAGUUUAUUUAUAAGCCAAGAGUUAACAAACCAGCAAUCAUUAUGAGUUAUACUCCAAUCUAUGUGUAUAGACUCUACAUAAAGUAGGAAUAUCUUCUUUACAAUUUACAGACCACAAACAUUGAAUUUCUUCAUAAUAUUCUACAUAUUGAGAGGUAUCUGUGGGUUUUUCAGUUGGACACUAGAUCUUCUUUGAAACGUCCUUACGUGAAUGCAAUACAAUAAUGUAACAAAUGAAAUUAGUACACAAGUCUUUGUGUUCUAGAGUUGUGACCCACCAUGAUUACUCCCCCUGUUCACCGCAGUGCCUGAAAACUAGCAUUAAUGAAACAAAAUCUGACAAAAAGGGUGUUCUUGAGCCAACAUGUCCACUCAAAUGAAAACAAAACCAAAUCUUUCCUAAAAGAAUUGUACUUUCCAAAAGUAUUUUUUUGUCACAAAGGUAGAGCAAAGAAGCUGAGGUGGUUUGGUUUCAUUGUCAGCCUGUGCUGUUUGUGUCAAUUGCUGUGCUAAUGUCAAUAAAGAGAAGCCUGUGGUCUGUGUUUCUGAUGAACCACAGUUGUGUGUGUAGCAUUUUAGCGUCCCCUGUGUAUGCAAAUGAAAGAGAUUACAUUUGCGUCACGCACCUAGGUGCGUGACGCACCCACGUGAACUAACAACUACAAAUUAAAUAAAAAGGAGAGGAAACAGCGA